AUGGGGUCACACGGGGUCACACCCGGGGAUCCCCAUGCGGUCACACCGGGGGUCCCCAUGAGGUCACUCGGGGUCACAUCCGGGGCUCCCUAUGGGUUCCCCAUGCGGUCACACCGGGGAGGGGAUCCCUAUGGGUUCCCCAUGCGGUCACACCGGGGGUCCCCACGCGGUCACACCGCGGGUUCCCCAUGGGGUCACUCGGGGUCACACCCAGGGGGUCCCCCAUGCGGUCACUCGGGGUCACAGCCGGGGGUCCCCCAUGCGGUCACACCGGGGUUCCCCAUGCGGUCACUCGGGGUCACACCGGGGUUCCCCAUGAGGUCACUCGGGGUCACACCCGGGGAUCCCCAUGCGGUCACACCGGGGUUCCCCAUGCGGUCGCUCGGGGUCACACCGGGGGUCCCCCAUGCGGUCAUAUCCGGGGGUCCCCCAUGCGGUCACACCGGGGUUCCCCAUGCGGUCACACCCGGGGGUUCCCCAUGCGGUCACUCGGGGGUCCCCAUGCGGUCACUCGGGGGUUCCCCAUGCGGUCACUCGGGGGUCCCCAUGCGGUCAAUCGGGGGUUCCCCAUGCGGUCACACCCGGGGUCCCCAUGCGGUCACACCCGGGGGUCCCCAUGCGGUCACUCCGGGUCACACCCGGGGUCCCCAUGCGGUCACUCGGGGGUCCCCAUGCGGUCACUCGGGGGUUCCCCAUGCGGUCACACCGGAGGUUCCCCAUGCGGUCACACCCGGGGUCCCCAUGCGGUCACUCGGGGGUUCCCCAUGCGGUCACAGCCGGGGGGUCCCCAUGCGGUCACUCGGGGGUCCCCAUGCGGUCACUCGGGGGUUCCCCAUGCGGUCACACCGGAGGUUCCCCAUGCGGUCACACCCGGGGUCCCCAUGCGGUCACUCGGGGGUUCCCCAUGCGGUCACACCCGGGGGGUCCCCAUGCGGUCACUCGGGGGUCCCCAUGCGGUCACUCGGGGUUCCCCAUGCGGUCACACCCGGGGGUCCCCAUGCGGUCACUCGGGGUCACACCCGGGGUCCCCAUGCGGUCACACCCGGGGUCCCCAUGCGGUCACUCGGGGUCACACCCGGGGUCCCCAUGCGGUCACUCGGGGGUUCCCCAUGCGGUCACACCCGGGGGUCCCCAUGCGGUCACUCGGGGGUUCCCCAUGCGGUCACACCCGGGGGUCCCCAUGCGGUCACUCGGGGGUUCCCCAUGCGGUCACUCGGGGGUUCCCCAUGCGGUCACACCCGGGGUUCCCCAUGUGGUCACUCGGGGGUCCCCAUGCGGUCACUCGGGGGUUCCCCAUGCGGUCACACCCGGGGGGUCCCCAUGCGGUCACACCCGGGGGUCCCCAUGCGGUCACUCGGGGGUUCCCCAUGCGGUCACACCCGGGGGUCCCCAUGCGGUCACAGCCGGGGGUCCCCAUGCGGUCACUCGGGGUCACACCCGGGGUUCCCCCCGCGGCCACGCCCCGCCCCGCGCGCGCCACGCGCCCCGCCCCCGCCGACCAAAACAUUGGCACGUGCGGCCCCGGGCGCCUGUCACGUGACGCGGGUGGGCGCAGACGGCCCCGCCCCGCCGCGCCAAUGGCGGCGCGCGCUGCCGGGUAGCAACAAGCGCGGCGGGCGGCGGCCAAUCAGCGCGGCGGGGGCGUGGCCAGCGCGGCCCGUGGUACUUCCGGCAACAGCCGCGGGCCCGGGCCGAGCGCCGGGCGGGGAGCGGCGGCAGGUGAGCGCGGAGCGGGGAGAGCUGAGCACGGCCCGGCCCGCAGCGGGUCCGGAGGGCGCCUGUGGGGCCGAGUGUGUGAGCCCCGUCGGCCCGGGGGUUUGGGGCUGA
Molecule: messenger RNA, 1827 nt
Organism: Oenanthe melanoleuca
Lineage: Eukaryota; Metazoa; Chordata; Aves; Passeriformes; Muscicapidae
Product: protein pygopus-like
Exons: 1
Coding region: 1-1827 (608 amino acids)
Source: RefSeq, a predicted model, not a curated record